This is a messenger RNA of Ochotona curzoniae (black-lipped pika), 764 nucleotides long. RefSeq names its product tubulin polymerization promoting protein family member 2 (gene TPPP2). The record is from RefSeq and is a predicted model, not a curated record. Gene Ontology annotation, molecular function: tubulin binding. The coding region runs from base 171 to 680 and encodes 169 amino acids. Lineage: Eukaryota; Metazoa; Chordata; Mammalia; Lagomorpha; Ochotonidae. Gene Ontology annotation, biological process: microtubule polymerization; positive regulation of protein polymerization; microtubule bundle formation. Gene Ontology annotation, cellular component: microtubule. The transcript has 4 exons.
AUAGACACUUUCCUCCUUGUCCCUUUCUGUCACCCCCUUUGCAUCCAGUCUUCCCCCUACCACCCAGCUCCUGUACAACUGCACACACAAAGUCCACCCCUCCCCUCUGCCCUCACCCCUGAAGUUGUUGCCAGCCUGCCCCUCUACCCUAUCCCACCCCCCAUCUGACCAUGGCAUCAGAAGCAGAGAAGACAUUCCAGCGCUUUGCUGUCUUCGGAGACUCUUCCAGCAGCAGCACCGAAAUGAACAACAAGAACUUCGCCAAGCUCUGCAAAGACUGUGGCAUCAUGGAUGGCAAGGCAGUGACCUCCACAGAUGUGGACAUUGUGUUCAGCAAAGUCAAAGCCAAGAAUGCCCGCACCAUCACAUUUUCACAGUUCCAAGAGGCAAUGAAAGAACUGGGCCAGAAGCGCUUUAAGGGUAAAAACCCAGACGAAGCCCUGGAGAACAUUUACAAACUAAUGGAAGGCAAGGAUCCAGCCACCACGGGAGUGACCAAAGCAACCACAGCGGGUGCAGUGGAUCGUCUGACAGAUACCAGCAAAUACACUGGUACCCACAAGGAGCGCUUCGAUGAGAGCGGCAAGGGCAAGGGCAUUGCAGGACGGGAAGAGACAACCGACAACUCAGGCUAUGUGAGUGGCUACAAGGGUGCUGGCACCUAUGACAAGAAGAAGUGAAGAGGACCUUCAUGCCAGCCUGCCAGUCCCCUGAGCCUGCAAACUAACACCAGGGAGCAUGGGAGACAAUAAACAUCUGUGUGU